Messenger RNA from Lipotes vexillifer (Yangtze River dolphin), 1994 nucleotides. RefSeq names its product activating transcription factor 3 (gene ATF3). The coding region runs from base 183 to 728 and encodes 181 amino acids. The transcript is spliced from 4 exons. Gene Ontology annotation, cellular component: nucleus. Lineage: Eukaryota; Metazoa; Chordata; Mammalia; Artiodactyla; Lipotidae. Gene Ontology annotation, molecular function: RNA polymerase II cis-regulatory region sequence-specific DNA binding; DNA-binding transcription factor activity, RNA polymerase II-specific. Gene Ontology annotation, biological process: regulation of transcription by RNA polymerase II. The record is from RefSeq and is a predicted model, not a curated record.
GCACGCAGCAAGGCGCGCACUGCACAGCGCUCUCCCCGCGCCGCCGCUCCAGCGGACCCGCCAGCCCGCGCGCCGGCUGUGCGCCCUCUGUGCUCGCCCGCCGGCCCCACAAACAGCCCGACCCCACCCCGACCCCGUCCGCCCUCCGGACCCUGGGCGCCCCGAGUGGAGCCAGGAGCAAAAUGAUGCUUCAACACCCAGGCCAGGUCUCUGCCUCGGAAGUCAGUGCCUCUGCCAUCGUCCCCUGCCUGUCCCCUCCUGGGUCACUGGUGUUUGAGGAUUUUGCUAACCUGACACCCUUUGUCAAGGAAGAGCUGAGGUUCACCAUCCAGAGCAAGCACCUCUGCCACCGGAUGUCCUCGGCGCUGGAGUCAGUCACCGUCAGCAGCAGACCCCUCGAGAUGUCAGUCACCAAAGCCGAGGUAGCCCCCGAAGAAGAUGAAAGGAAAAAGAGGCGACGGGAAAGAAAUAAGAUUGCAGCUGCCAAGUGCCGAAACAAGAAGAAGGAGAAGACCGAGUGCCUGCAGAAGGAGUCAGAAAAGCUGGAGAGUGUGAAUGCCGAACUGAAGGCCCAAAUUGAGGAGCUCAAGAAUGAGAAGCAGCAUUUGAUAUACAUGCUCAACCUGCACCGGCCCACAUGCAUUGUCCGGGCUCAGAACGGAAGGACUCCAGAAGAUGAGAGAAACCUUUUUAUCCAACAGAUAAAAGAGGGAACAUUGCAGAGCUAAGCAGCCGUGGUAUGGGGCAACUGCGGAGUCCUCAUCGAAUCCUCCUUUUACAUCCGAAACCCUGAAGCCAUUGGAAAUAUGACUUCCUGUGCACCUCUUGAAUCCCAGCAGCAAAGAACCAUCAAGGCGGGAGGGCCCUCGGUGGCUUUCCACUCUACCCCAGAGUGGACUUUGGCCCAGGGCAACAAGGGCAUCUUUUUCCUCAACUCCAGAAUUUAGGCCUUAACAUCUUGGCCUUCCUUGGAUUCUCCAGAUGGCCCCUGGUUAGGGUCCUGCCUGCCUUUCAUCUGGAUUCUGCAAAAAACAGGCCUCCCACCAUUAGGAUUCAUGCAGAAGAAGCAUCUGUACCUUGGGUGGGUGGGGUGGGGCCACCUCCUCUGCUGCUGCUGCCACUGUCACUUGUAGGGGACGUGGAGUGAGAAUGGCAUUUUGUGAAGCUGUGCGACGGCUAGGGUUGUGCUUUCUAGCAAAUAUGCUGUUCUGUACAGGAAUUACCGUGUGCAAGGCGUUCGUUUCAAAACUAGGCGUUGUGCUUUUCUGAUGUUUGCGCCACACAACACCACUGUGACUUUCUCAUGACUUUCCUCAGAUCUGGUUUCUGAGAAUUUGGGGGCAGGGGGGGCGUGGCUAUCAUAUCAGCACAUGCAGUGUCUUGAAAAGUAUUCAGGUGGCCAGAAGAGGUUGUCAGCCCCGGGAGGACAGAAUUGUGCCAGCCUGGACUGAGUGCAGUUUUGUGCCAACAGAAAAGGCCUCUUCCCCUUGGCACCCAAGCACUAACGCACGUCCUCUGUUGCAAACUCAGUUAUAAUGUCACAGGAAGAAAGCAGAAACAGAGUCCAGCUUCCAAAGGGUUAGGAUUCUCUGCUCAGUGACUUAGGUCAGGAAUUUUUUCUAGGCCGGAAGAGCCAAAGAAUAUUCCAUUUUCCUUUUCUUGCAGUUGAAAACCACAAUCAGUGGAGAUGCAUUUGAAGCCAGGUGAUGCCUAGGCUUUAGCAUUAUUAGAUGUUAAUGGCAUUGUUUCUGUCAUGCAGAUGUUUGUAGAAAUUGGGCCCAGAGCAUUUAUAGCUGUGAGACAGUCACUCACACUGGCCACGAGGACUCUGGCUACUGUCUGUUUAAAUUCUGACGUUUCUGUGAAAUCCUCAGAGUGUUUAAUCCUACUCAGUAGUAUCAUUACAAUUUUCUGUAAAAGAAGAUAUUACUUAUUUAUCCUAGUAUUCCUAACCUGUCAACAGAAUAAAUAUUGGAACCAAGACAUGGUAAACU